AUGGCAACGGCCGCCUCCGCCUCCCCCGCCGCCCUCCGCGCCAAAACCCCGGCCCCGGCCCCGCACCCCGGCCCGAAAUCCACCCUCGCAUUCCCGUGGGCCUCCCCUGGAGCUUCCGCCGCCGCCGCCUCCGGCAGGCUCCACGCCAGCCUCCACCUCGGCGGGGCCCGCGGCGUCGGCACCGCCAACGGCGCCGGCCUCCACGUGCUGCACCCCGACGUCACGCCGCUGGCCGUGCCCAAGAUGGCCGCCGGCGCCGGGGACCAGAAGAGCAUCCUGCUCUACCACUGCGAGGAGAUGACGGAUCUCGCCCGCCAGGUGGCCGCCCGGAACGACGACAUCCAGCUCUGCUCCAUCUCCUGGAGGAAGUUUCCCGACGGAUUCCCAGACUUGUUCAUACCAAAUGCCCAGAACAUCCGUGGCCGCCAUGUUGCCUUCUUAGCGUCGUUUAGCUCCCCUGGCGUCAUAUUUGAGCAGCUAUCGAUCAUAUACAACCUGCCGAAGCUGUUUAUCGCUUCGUUUACGCUGAUCCUCCCGUUUUUCCCGACUGGGACCUCCGAGCGUAUGGAAGAUGAAGGAGAUGUCGCGACCGCCUUUACGCUCGCUAGAAGCUUGUCGCACAUACCAAUAUCAAGAGGUGGUCCCACCAGUCUGGUGAUUUUCGAUAUUCAUGCUUUGCAGGAGCGAUUCUACUUUGGAGACGCAAUCUUGCCAUGUUUUGAGAGUGGCAUCCCGUUGCUGAAAACUAGGCUUCAGGAGCUACCUGAUUCUGAUAACAUAGCCAUAGCUUUUCCAGAUGACGGAGCAUGGAAGCGUUUCUAUAAGCAACUUCAACAUUUUCCUAUGAUUAUAUGCAACAAAGUUAGAGAAGGUGAUCAAAGAAUAGUACGUAUAAAAGAAGGAGAUGCUAGAGGCCGUCACGUUGUUAUAGUGGAUGACUUGGUGCAGUCUGGUGGUACUUUGAUUGAAUGCCAGAAAGUGUUGGCUGCUCAUGGAGCAGCAAAGGUUAGUGCGUAUGUGACGCAUGGCAUUUUCCCCAACAAGUCAUUUGAGAAAUUUAAGCCUGAUAAUGGAGAAGGUCCAGAGCAUGCCUUGAGCCACUUUUGGAUUACCGACUCAUGCCCUCUCACUGUCGAGGCGGUCAAGGACAGGCGGCCAUUUGAAGUUCUCAGCCUGGCAGAUUCAAUUGCUUCUGCUCUUCAGAUUUAGCAAGCAAAUUUUGCUGCUAGCUCGGCGGAGAUAUUGUUUAGUUCAUUCUUCUAGGACACUUUGAGGCUGUCAGAUUUUCUUCCCACCUUUUGUUAAAUAGUUUGUUUCACUUUUCCCGGGAAACCUCAGAUUCUUCAGUGGAUUGUUGGAACGACAAAGACAUUUUAGUAUAGUCUGCGUAAUAGCAUGGCUGGACAAGCUGCUGAGUCAGAGGAUUAUAUAAAUAAAAUUUUCGGUUAAGUUCA
Molecule: messenger RNA, 1454 nt
Organism: Lolium rigidum
Lineage: Eukaryota; Viridiplantae; Streptophyta; Magnoliopsida; Poales; Poaceae
Product: ribose-phosphate pyrophosphokinase 3, chloroplastic-like
Exons: 7
Coding region: 1-1209 (402 amino acids)
Biological process (GO): purine nucleotide biosynthetic process; 5-phosphoribose 1-diphosphate biosynthetic process
Cellular component (GO): cytoplasm; ribose phosphate diphosphokinase complex
Molecular function (GO): magnesium ion binding; ribose phosphate diphosphokinase activity
Source: RefSeq, a predicted model, not a curated record